Molecule: messenger RNA, 985 nt
Organism: Actinia tenebrosa (Australian red waratah sea anemone)
Lineage: Eukaryota; Metazoa; Cnidaria; Anthozoa; Actiniaria; Actiniidae
Product: adhesion G protein-coupled receptor E3
Biological process (GO): cell surface receptor signaling pathway; G protein-coupled receptor signaling pathway
Cellular component (GO): plasma membrane
Molecular function (GO): G protein-coupled receptor activity
Source: RefSeq, a predicted model, not a curated record
UUAACAAGAUAUGAGUGUUACAGCAAACCUACGAUAAGGAAGCCGAAGCCCUUGAGCAAUGAACACUUAUAAAAGUCAAUAGCGACGAAACCAAGCUAGUUAUUAGAAGUGAUCUGUUCAUGUGUUAUGAAGGGCAAUUAGCCAACUGUUUUAUUGGGUUUUAUAGUUGGAGUGUAAGCUGUGAGUGGUUUCCAUGAUUGGAUCUAUUAGCACAAGUCACUGCUGAGAUGCACAGAACAUCUUCCUUUGUAGAAAGCUCUUAGCAACGAAGAUGUCCGAAAUUGGCGGCUCUUUAAGACCGUGGCUUAUGGUCGUUUUAAGUCUCUAUUUGGCAUCUACGAUUGUGUUCUGCGCAUGCCCACCAGACUGGCAAGAAAUAAACAACUCGUGUUUCAAGGUUUACAAUGUCAUGAAAAAAUGGAGCGAAGCCAGUAAAGAGUGUUCCUUAGCAAAACAAGGGGCUCAUCUUAUUUACUUCGACAACGGACGCCCACUGACUUUUGUAAACUCUCUUAAUGACAUGGAGCACGAAGAAUACUUUGUUGGAGCAAAGACGAAUAGUCUGGGACUAUUGGUUUGGGGGAAUGGUGCUGAGGUAUCAAUAUCUUCUUUAUUGGGUGCUGUAGGUGGUAAUAAAUAUCUUCUCUUCAAGAAAUGGGAUCUCACAUGGGCCGCUACCGAUGAAAACCAUGAAAGUUAUUUCAUUUGUGAGCUAAAUGAAACUCCUACUCCAGGUAGUUCUUCUGUGAUAUCAAAUUCAAUAGUACCCUCAUCGUCAUCACCAUCUUUUUUAUCAUCAUCAUCAUCAUCACCAACAUCAUCAUCAUCAUCAUCACCAUUGCUGCCAUCUAAAUUAUCGGUAUCAUCAUCACCAUCUCCAUCGUCAUCAACGACAUCAUCAUCAACAACAUCAGAUCUUUACCAUCAUUAUUACCAAAGAAAACAUUUUCGCCAUCAUCACAGUUUCCAUCAGUACCUUUAUUGA